AUGCGCAAGGUCAAGGCGGCCCUCAUUCAGAUGAACCUGAAAGGGGACCCGGCUACCGAUUCCAUCGAGACCAUCCGCGACAACAUGAUCGCGGCCCACAUGCCGCUGAUCGAGGAGGCGGCGCGGCAGGGCGUGCAGGUCCUGGGGCUGCAGGAGGUGUUCAACGCGCCCUACUUCCCCGCCACCAUCGACGACAGGUGGUUCGAAUCCGCCGAGGCGGUGCCGGACGGGCCGACAACUCAGGCGAUGUGCGCGGCGGCGAAGACGCACGGCAUGGUCAUCGUCUCGCCGGUCUAUGAGCGCGAUCGCAGCGGCACGCUCUACAACUGCGCCGCGGUGAUCGAUGCGGACGGCAGCUACCUCGGCAAGUUCCGCAAGAUUCACAUUCCCAAGAUCGAUGGCUUCGACGAAAAGCACUAUUUCGCAGGCGGCGACCUCGGCUACCCGGUGUUCGACACCGCCGUCGGCCGAGUGGGGGUCUAUAUCUGCUACGACCGCCACUUCCCCGAGGGCUGGCGCGCGCUCGCGCUGAACGGUGCCGAGCUGGUGUUCAAUCCGUCGGCGACCUUCCGGGGCGUGAGCGAUCACAUCUGGAACCUGGAGCAGGUGGGUGCGGCCAUCGCAAACGGCAUCUUCAUCGGCACCAACAAUCGGGUCGGCACCGAGCCCAGCCUCGGCAACCACGUGUUCUACGGCUCCAGCUACUUCUGCAACCCGCGCGGCGAGAUCCUGGCGCAGGGCGGCGACCAGGACGACGAGCUGGUGGUCGCCGAGCUCGACCUCGACCAGAUCCGCGAGGUCCGCGACACGUGGCAGUUCUUCCGCGACCGCCGGCCCGAGACCUACCGGCACUGCGCCCGGCAGCCGUAG
This is a messenger RNA of Geodia barretti, 870 nucleotides long. The record is from the annotation of a GenBank genome assembly. Lineage: Eukaryota; Metazoa; Porifera; Demospongiae; Tetractinellida; Geodiidae.